AUGGUCAGUCACAAAUUUUCAUCCCGACAGGAAGAAAAGGAUGCUCUAGGGGAUGGUUGGUUUGUUGAUUCAAAGGGCUUGGCGCCGACUUACGGUGAACUGGAGAAGAUGUGCAAGUUUUUGUCAAAUCGUGCAAAGGUUGACCCUUGCAUAACCUUUUCCUUCUCAAACCAAGGAUCAUCCGCGUUUCCUUCAUUGGAGAUUAAUUCAUCACGGCUGGAGUAUGUGGCAGGUCCUCUCAGUACUAUGAUUUCAAGCACUUUUUCAGAAGGUUUAACGGGACAAGUUAAUCUGUGCGAAGCAGAUAGGCCACCUGUCUGCACACUGCUUCGAGAUUUUUUAUACACAAGGCCAGUCUGCCUCCAAGAUGUCUCGUUCAAAGACAUUUGCAAUUUGGCCAAGGCCGCUCAUCGAUGGGAUCUAUCCGUGUUGUUCAACGGCAUUCUUCUGUACGUUAAGGAUAGAGGCUUGCUGUCUAGUCCUACCCAGGUGAUUCUUUUUGCUGAAGUCAUCGAGCUUCAAAUUUCACCCCUUGACCACACAAAGUACUUUUGGAAACAAGUUGGCAAAUUAUACAAAGAACUUGCAUAUCCUUGUAAGGUACCACAUCUGCGCGAUCAUGCUCAGAACCCUUCGCGCUCCGACGUCAAGGCCAUCGACAGUUGUAGUGACAGUCACUCACACAGUAGUGGAGAUAAGUGUUCAAGAAGAUAUGCAAAGGGCGAGCAUGAGUCAGAUGAAUCUCUUAGUGGAACGGAGGAUUCACAGUCAGAUGAAUCCCUUAGUGGAACGGAGGAUUCACAGAUGGUCGAAGAUGACGAAGAAAGCUUGGUUGAAAGGAGCAGUGGAGAAGAGUGUCCGAACAGCAAUGGAAAUGACGACCAUAUGUUGUUUGACCGCGAGUUUCCAACAGCUGAUAGAUUCCCAAACAAAGAAAUGAUCUGUCCGGGCUUACCACGGGUGUGGUCGACUGCUUUGUCUCAGAACAUGGUGCGAGUUAUCCUCUCCAGAGCUCUGAGAUAUUCAUCUUCGCGGAAGACAAAGUUGCACUUGUGGCACGUUGUGUUAAUGUAUUUAGAGCCUCGAAUUGCGUCGGAUGGCGAGUUUUGCUCCCUCCUUGAAAUCAUGUGGGAGCACUGUGAUCAACGCAGUGAUUCAGUGCUCGACGACGUGAGCAUUGAUGAGCAAUGUCGUACGCGAGCUAUGAGGCUCUUUGCCAAGACCCAGCGUGAAGCGCUAUACGAAUAGUCUGAUUUCUAAUUCAAGUCCUACAAUUUCCGGGACAUUGGCGUCACUUGAAGACGAAUGGCGAUUGCGGAGUGAGGUCGCUUUCCUCUCUGAGGACUAAGCAAAAUGUGAUGUCCCAUGAAAGCCUUGAUUUAGAUCUCUGGAAGGCGCUGUUCGUUUUAUGAUCGAAGGCUUACGACACAGAUGCCACCGUAGCAGUGUCAAGAAAAUAUUGGAAGAGCAAGGACAUCAAGGUUUGGUCGCCCUUGAUGAUAGCACUGGGGAGAAAGAAACUAAACUACGGAAAGCGAAGGAGACCACGGUACGGGGGGUUGGGCAGUGCGUUGAACCGGUGAGGCAUGAGUUCGGGGAAGCAACGGGUCUGCAGGAACGCAACGACACCCAUGUGGGAGAAAUUACUACUCGUUAUCUGCCUGCCAUGGUGUAGGGACUGUUUGACACAACAUGAGGGAUCUUUGUCGUAGAAACAGACAGGCGAGGAGCAUCUGCAAGAGUAACAAAACGCCAGCCAGCACUCUGCGACGAACAAACGGAUAGAUUUGGUGCAAUGGUCACUUUCCAUUUUUACAUUAAAAUGUUGCAGCACUGUAUGAUAUGACGCUGUAGCGUCGAUUUUUUGU
Chondrus crispus (carragheen) is the source of this 1868-nucleotide messenger RNA. RefSeq lists its product as hypothetical. The transcript is spliced from 2 exons. The record is from RefSeq and is a predicted model, not a curated record. Bases 1 to 1248 code for a protein of 415 amino acids. NCBI's taxonomy places the organism in Eukaryota, Rhodophyta, Florideophyceae, Gigartinales, Gigartinaceae.